Molecule: messenger RNA, 903 nt
Organism: Exophiala bonariae
Lineage: Eukaryota; Fungi; Ascomycota; Eurotiomycetes; Chaetothyriales; Herpotrichiellaceae
Exons: 1
Coding region: 1-903 (300 amino acids)
Molecular function (GO): oxidoreductase activity
Source: RefSeq, a predicted model, not a curated record
AUGCCGCCGAUCAAGGUAGCUCUGGCAGGUGCCACGGGCAACCUUGGAACUCCGAUUCUCGACGCCCUUCUCCAAUCGCGUGUAUCGGUCACUGUUCUCUCAAGAACUGGAGGAAAUUCAUCAAAGCUCGCCAGACAUCCGAACCUCAAGAUUGAGGAGGUCGACUUUGAAUCCGUUCAAUCGCUGUCUAAAGCAUUACAAGGCAUUGAAGUGGUCGUCUCCUGCGUCUCUACUUUAGCCAUCGGAAGCCAAAACCGGUUGAUUGAUGCUUCUGUCUAUGCGGGUGUCAAACGCUUCAUCCCAGCAGAAUUCGGUAUGGAUUCACUGAACCCGCUAUGUAUGCAACUACCUGUUUGCGUGCCAAAAGCAGCAACUCAGAAAUAUCUGAAGGAUAAGACUCGCCAGAAUCCCGGAUUCUCUUGGACAGGUAUUGCCAACGGACUCUUCCUGGACUGGGGUAUGAAGGUGGGUUUUAUAAUAAAUCUCAAAGAGCAUACUGCCAAGCUGUAUAAUGGGGGAGAUGUACCUUUCAGCGCCACAAGAUUGAUCGACGUGGCGAAGGCGGUGUUAGCAGUCAUACACAACCAGGAACAAACUGCAAAUCGUCUCCUUUACAUCCAUUCAGCAGUUGUCACGCAAAAUCAGUUGAUUGGUUAUGUCAAGAACAUUGUUGGCAAACAGUGGCAAACCUCGCAGAAAGACACUGAAGAGCUUAGGAAAGAAAGCUUGGUUGCUCUAGAGAAAGGCGAUGUCAUGGCUGCGAUGGACGGUUUCUGUGUCGCUGCUUCUUGGAAUGCGGACUACGGGUGCGAUUUCUCUGGCCAUCUGGACAAUGAACUGCUAGGAUUGAAACUCCUUGAUGAAGAGGGAUUGAAGGCCUUGGUGGCAAGUCUUCUGAUUUAA